Nerophis lumbriciformis (worm pipefish) is the source of this 2154-nucleotide messenger RNA. Lineage: Eukaryota; Metazoa; Chordata; Actinopteri; Syngnathiformes; Syngnathidae. The record is from RefSeq and is a predicted model, not a curated record.
AUGGCUUCUGGGUGCAGCUUGUCAACUCUGUUUCCUCUUCAAAGUGUCCUCGACGUCUCUUUAGAUGAAGCCGCGACACGAGAAUCGAUGGAAGCUCUCGUUUUCGAGUAUUUGAAGGAUAUGGACGAGCGGGAAGAACUCAAGUUGCCCGAUUUUGAGACAGGUCUGGAAUGGCUGAACACUGAAGGUCCUCUAUCUUUUAGCAAGGAGCUGUGUGGAAAAGUGGUUGUGCUGGACUUCUUUACUUACUGCUGCAUCAACUGCAUGCACAUCCUACCGGACCUUCACCAUCUUGAGCAGAAGCACUCGGUACAAGAUGGACUGGUUAUUGUUGGUGUACACUCAGCCAAAUUCCCCAAUGAAAAGGUUUCGGAUAACGUUCGCAGCGCGGUGCUCCGCUACGACAUCCGCCACCCUGUGGUGAACGACGGCGAGGCGCUGCUCUGGAACCGGCUAGAGGUCUCCUGCUGGCCCACGCUGGUACUGGUGGGACCGCGUGGCAACCUGCUCUUCUCGUUGGUGGGCGAGGGACACCGUGACCGCUUGACGCUUUUGGCCGACGUCAGCCUCCGUCACUACCGGGAGAAGGGGCUGCUACGCGAGCACCCGGUGGGCGUCAAGCUUUACCAGGAUUCGCAGCCUUCCGCCGUCCUGUCUUUUCCGGGGAAGGUCUGCGCGGACGGCGACCGCUUGGUUAUCGCCGACACAGGACAUCACCGGAUUCUCGUGGUGUCCGCUACGUCUGGUCAGCUGUUGCACGUCAUUGGAGGUCCUGAUAGCGGAAGACGAAAUGGCGUCUUCUCUGAAGCUUCCUUCAACUCCCCGCAAGGCGUGGCUGCGAAGGGCGACACCUUGUAUGUGGCCGACACUGAAAACCACCUGAUCCGAAAGAUCGACCUGGCAUCGAGGCAGGUGAGCACGCUCGCCGGUGUCGGCGUCCAGGGCACGGACAAAGAAGGUGGCGCCGAAGGAACCCAGCAGCCCAUUAGCUCACCCUGGGACGUGGCGCUCGGGUCCGCUGGUGGCGUGGACGACAACGUGCUUUGGGUGGCUAUGGCGGGAAGCCAUCAAAUUUGGGCUUUGUUCCUAGCAGAUGGCAAACUCCCCAAAGGAAGCGAAUCCAAGGCAGGCACGUGCGUGCGAUGGGCCGGCAGCGGCAAUGAGGAGAACCGCAACAACUCCUACCCGCACAAGGCGGGCUUCGCCCAGCCCUCGGGCUUGGCCGUUGCCCCCGAGGAGCCUUGGGGCUGCCUUUUCGUGGCCGACAGCGAAAGCAGCACCGUGCGCACCUUGUCGCUCCGGGACGGCGCCGUCAAGUCGCUAGUGGGCGGCGAGAGAGACCCCACGAAUCUCUUUGCUUUCGGGGACGUGGACGGCAAAGGCGUGGACGCCAAACUGCAGCAUCCGUUGGGCGUGGCCUGGUCCCCCAAGUCCAGUUUGCUCUACGUGGCCGACUCCUACAACCACAAGAUUAAAGUGGUGGACCCCAAGACCAAACAGUGCCGCACUCUAGCCGGCACGGGGAAAGCGGGCGACGCGGCGGGUCCGGCUUUCCUGGCGUCCCGCUUCAACGAACCCGGGGGAAUUUGCGUGGGUGCCGGCGGCGACCUUCUCUACUUGGCUGACACCAACAACCACCAGAUCAAAGUUCUGGACCUCCGAUCAGAAACUGUUUCGCGGUUUCUCAUUUCCUCGGACUGCACCGACGCGCCGGCCGUUAAAGCCGCCGGUCGCCCCAAAGCCCCCAAGAUGCCGGCAGGCGCCGUCAGGAUAGACAUGCCGCCAGUGGCGGUUUGCGCCGGGCAGACCGUUGUCAUGUCGGUGGCGUUGUCGCUUCCCGAAGGAGCCAAACUCACUGACGAGGCACCCAGCUGCUGGACUGUCUCCGCCGAAGAUGACGAGUGGCUUCCGGACUCUCAGCCGUCCAUGGGCGCCAUCGUGGACAUGUCCGAACCGCUGCGCGUCACCGCUAAAGUCCCGGAAACGUGGAAGAAGGAGCGCGUGGCGGGCCUGACGUUGAGCGUCUGGCUCUACUUUUGCACGGCGAAGACGGCGGCAUGCACCAUGAGAGCCGUGGCUUUUUACCAGCCAUUCCGGCUAAGCGACGGCACCGCCGCCAAGGAGGUCGUCGUCACGUGGACGCAUUCUCUUUAG